Molecule: messenger RNA, 959 nt
Organism: Umbelopsis ramanniana AG
Lineage: Eukaryota; Fungi; Mucoromycota; Umbelopsidomycetes; Umbelopsidales; Umbelopsidaceae
Exons: 5
Coding region: 29-763 (244 amino acids)
Biological process (GO): RNA catabolic process
Cellular component (GO): extracellular region
Molecular function (GO): RNA binding; ribonuclease T2 activity
Source: RefSeq, a predicted model, not a curated record
GCCGAAACUUACAUUCUCUCUUCCAUCCAUGUUCAAAUCUAUCUUGCUCUCCGUGGCUGCUGCCAUGAUGCUCGCUACUCCUCUGGUGGAUGCUGCUUGCAGUACAACUGCCUUGUCGUGCUCCAGCAGCGCUAGCACCAACACUUGCUGCUCCCCCAAGUAUGGUCUCGUCGUUCUGGUCCAGCAGUGGGUUCCAGGUUACGGACCAAGUGACGCCUUCACGUUGCACGGUCUGUGGCCAGAUGCGUGCAGUGGUGCCUAUGCUCCCUCCAGUGGAUGCGACUCUUCCCGCGUCUACACCAAUGUGGAGAGCAUCGUUGAAUCGUAUGGUCCAAGCAGCUUGUACUCCGACAUGCAGACAUAUUGGCCAUCGGAUGCCGAAUCCAAUAACGACUUCUGGUCUCACGAAUGGUCCAAGCACGGAACAUGUGUUUCCACUCUGGCUCCUACGUGCUACGGUUCUUCUUACACUCAGUAUGAAGAUGUGAUUGAUUAUCUCACCAAGGUCCUUGCCCUACGCGCUCAAUACGAUUUGUACACUGCCUUGGCCAAUGCCAAAAUCACCCCAGGCGGCUCCUACACUUACACCGCCAUGCAAAAUGCCAUCAAGGCUGCCUUCGGUGUCACUGCCAAGAUCGACUGUAGCUCCGGUACAUUGACCGAUAUUGAAAUCAACUUCAAUGUCAAGGGAACCAGCACCUACGUCCCUGUUAACACUACCGGCUCCACUUGCUCUGGAACUGUCAAGUACCCCUCCAAAUAAACAAUCCCAUAUGGGUCAUGGAAUCAUAAUUAUAUAUAUCUAUAUAGCAUGGUCAAAUCUCUAGUUCAAACCUCCACACCUAAUGAACGAGGGCCCAAGAGAUUCUGCCAGCAUUCUAUUCUAUUUCGCGAAAAACUCUAGAUGACCAUAAUUUUUUGUUUGAAACAUAUAAAAGGUUACGUUAUCCACUAUGUUC